AUGGAAAAUUUUGAAGAGCUCAAAAGAGCAGUGGAGAUUGUAGAAUUAAAAGAUGCUCGUGCCCACAACAUUGUGGCGCUCGACUCCACUGUCCCUUUCCUCAGCUGCUUCUCUCAAGUCAUAGGCGACACUUUAUGUGAUUCACUUCAACCCAUCGACUUCAAGAGAGGCCUAAAUGAAAUUUGUGAACUGUAUGGCUCAAGCUUAUCCUUGGAUGCUGUUGAAGAAUCUUGUCGACGCUUUGGGUUGGAGGCGAGUGCUGCUAUUUGCUUCAAAGCUGCAAGAAUUGUUAUCUUACUUAUUGACGACGGAAUUAAGUUGAACAAAAAGCUUGACAUCCAAUGGCACGAAACUCUGGUACCAACAGUUGGUAGAAUACUACAAGUUGAGCAUGUAGCCGAAAAGAUUCUUGAGAAGGGUCCAAAUGGAACGUUGUGGACACUGGGUUCAUUCAUGGAGGCUUUCACUAAGGAAUUGAAGUCAGAAGCUGAGAAAGUUGUUGCCUUUAAAAGUAUUGUUGCACAUCAUAAUGGACUUUCCGUUAAUACUGAAGUCACUCAAAAGGAGGCUGAGGAGAGCCUGAACGACGUUUUAUGUGCUAGGAAGCCAAUCAGAAUCUCAAACAAGAGCUUUGUUGAUUAUAUCUUCAUGCAUGCUUUGGAGGUGGCUCAAAAUUUUGACUUGCCAAUGCAGAUAGACACAGAUUUUGGGGACAAGGAUUUGGAUCUGAGGCCAGCCAAUCCCCUUAAUCUUCGCAAUCUUCUCGAGGAUAAGAGAUUCACUAAUAAUCGAAUAGUGCUUUUACAUGCAUCAUUCCCCUUCAUAAAGGAAGCUUCAUAUCUUGCUUCCGUGUACCCUCAAGUCUAUCUUGAUUUUGGGUUGGCAAUACCUAAACUUAGCUUCCAAGCGAUGGUAUCCUCACUGAAAGAAAUUCUAGAGCUCGCUCCAAUGAAUAAGGUCAUGAACAACACGGGUGGCAUCGCAUUUGCUGAAAGAUUUUAUUUAGGUGCGAAGAAAGCACGUGAAGUGGUGUUCAAAGUUCUAUGGGAUGCAUGCAUCGAUGGUGAUCUUUCAAUUACAGAAGCUCUUGCAGCUGUCAAUGAUAUAUUUGCCCAAAAUGCAAAGCAAUUCUACAAGCUUGAUGCUUCUUCAAGAUAUUCCGAUGUAGAAUCUCAGUCUUUAUCAUCUUCCCAAAAGGAAGAGUUAAAUGGCCCAUUGACGGAUGUUAAACUUGUUCGCCUUAUGUGGUUAGAUUUCUCUGCGCAACAUAGAUGUCGUGUUGUUCUGCAACAUCGCUUCUACAGUUCUGUGAAAAAUCAUGGUCUUGGCUUAACUGUUGAAUGUAUACGAUUGAGUUCAACAUCUGAUAAUCUCUCCGAGGAACAUUCGCUCCCUCCCUCGGGUGAGGUCAGAGUUGUUCCGGACUUAUCAACCAAAUGCAGACUCCCCUGGGCAAGAAACCAGGAAAUGGUCUUGGUUGACAUGUUAACUGAACCUGGUAAAGCAUGGCAAUAUUGUCCAAGAGAUGUGCUUCGUAGAUUCUCUAAGAUGUUAGAAGACGAAUUCGGCUUGGAAAGUUUCCCUGAUAUUUUAUAUUUGGAGUUUCUCUUCAAUGAUAUAUCUGUGUUUGGAGUUUCUAAUCUGACCUCUUACUGCUCUACAGCAGCAAUAGAUAUUGCAUCAUCAGUGCUUGAAGAGGCUGUCGCUUCUUUGCAGUGCUUGAACAUUAUAGUCGAACAGGAGGAGAGCAGUAAGGAGGAAGAGGUGAAUCUACCUAGUUCCAUUACUGGACUUCUUGAUGACACUUUCAUAGGGGAAAGUGAAAUUGGAGAAAGAAUUCAGGGGGAGACUAUUGGGCGUUUGGAUAGGCCUGAUUUGAAAACUUACUCAAGGAGAAAUAAAGCAGAAGAAGCCAUCAUGCAAUCUAGCGAAGCUGAACCUUCUUCUACUGAAAACGAGUCAGAUCUUGCACCACCAAACAUCCUUUAUCUAACUUUGUCUCCUACAAUUCUGUCUCCUUCCUAUAGAGCCUUUGCCUUGUAUAUUUCUUCUGUGUCUAUUCCCCAGAAUUGGAGGAAAGCUUUUGCAGAUCCUAAAUGGAAGCAAGGAUUCACUCAGACUUAUGGAGUGGAUUAUCAAGAGACAUUUGCUCCUGUUGCUAAGAUGAACACUAUUAAAAUUCUUUUAUCUUGUGCAGCUAAUCUUGAUUCGGACUUGCAACAGUUUGAUGUAAAGAAUACAUUUCUUCACGGAGACUUAGAAGAAGAGGUGUAUAUGGAGAUUCCUCCUGGAUUUGAUACUGCACAGAGUCAAGGAAAGCUAUGCAGAUUGAAGAAAGCCUUAUAUAUACUGAAGCAAACACCCGGAGCUUGGUUUGAUAGAUUCAACAAAGCAAUGAUCUCCUUCGGUUACCAACAAAACAAUGCUGAUCACACCCUCUUCAUAAGACAUCAAACGGGUAAAUUCACUCAUCUCAUAGUUUAUGUUGAUGACAUAGUUAUGACAAGAGAUGACAAAGAGGAGAUGACCCGAUUGAAGAAGUUGUUGGCACAUGAAUUUAAGAUAAGGAUCUAG
This is a messenger RNA of Nicotiana tabacum (common tobacco), 2574 nucleotides long. The record is from RefSeq and is a predicted model, not a curated record. NCBI's taxonomy places the organism in Eukaryota, Viridiplantae, Streptophyta, Magnoliopsida, Solanales, Solanaceae.